GGCGCAGGCACAGGGGCGGCAGGAGCUGCCCGGGCACCGGGGCACCCGCAGCCUCUUGGACCGGAGGGUACCGGCUGGGUUUCUGCAGGCACGAGGCCCCGUCGGAGCGGGAUGAACAUGGAUUUGGCCUCGGAGCGGCUGAAUGGCAGAGGUCCCAGCACGAGACACAAAGUCCCCACGCCGCUGGAGUCCUUCAAGCGGGUUGGCAUCCCCGUGCUGGCAGCCGUGCUGAGCCUCGCCUGCCUGGUCGCCGUUGGGUUCCUGGUCAAGGUGUACCUGGACUCCCACUACUAUUUCUGCCGGCAGCCGCUGCGGCUGGUGCCGCUGCAGAGGGUGUGUGACGGGCAGGCGGACUGCCCGCGGGGCGAGGACGAGAGCCACUGUCCCCAGUGGGUGCCCGAGGGGCCGCCGGCCACGGCCCGUGUUUCCAAAGACAGAUCCAUCCUGCAGGUGCUCAACAGGAACAGCGGAGCCUGGUCCUGCGUCUGCCAUGACCACUUCAACCUGGCGCUGGCCAAAGCGGCCUGUGAGCAAAUGGGCUACGGGAGCACUCCCACGUUCCGGGAGGUGGAGGCGAGCCCAGGGCAGCCCCUGCCCCCACGCGAGGUCGUGCUGACCAACGGCAGCCUCCAGAUGCCCGAGCCGGGACGGAAAUGCUUCUCUGGACGGGUUGUUUCACUCUUUUGUUCCAGAGACUGCGGGGACAGCAUGAGGGCUCCGCGUGUGCUGGGCGGCAGCCCGGCCGCCAUCGAGGCCUGGCCGUGGCAGGUCAGCCUGCAGUACAGGAGGGAGCACAUCUGCGGGGGCAGCAUCAUCGGCCCCAGCUGGGUCCUGACGGCAGCACACUGCUUCAAGAACAACCCCAUCGUUCAGAGCUGGCGCGUGAAGACGAGCUCCAACCUCCUGUCGGGCACCGCCACCCUCGCCGUGGAGAAGGUCUUCCUGGCUGAGGUGACAGCCACGUCUCCCAGGGAUGACGACAUUGCCCUGGUGAAGCUGCGGACCCCGCUGCGUGUCUCAGACAGCUGCAGGCCCAUCUGCCUGCCCUACUUCGAUGAGGAGCUGGUGCCGGGCACACCGCUGUGGGUGAUCGGCUGGGGCUACACGCAGGAGCACGGCAAACCCUCGGAGACGCUGCAGCAGGCAGAGGUGAAGCUCAUAGACAAGGACAGCUGCAACCUCGCCGCCUACCACGGGGAUGUCACCGAGAAGAUGCUGUGUGCCGGCCUGCCCCAAGGCGGGGUGGACACGUGUCAGGGGGACAGCGGCGGGCCGCUGCUGUACUUGGGCACGCACUGGCAGGUGGUGGGCAUCGUCAGCUGGGGCCAGGGCUGCGGGACCCCCAGCACGCCCGGGGUCUACACCAGCGUCCGUGCCUACCUCAACUGGAUCUACACUGUCCGGAGGUCCGAGCUCUGAGACCUGCCGGGCUGGGUCUCACCUCUGCCCCCACGCCUCCCUCCCCAUCCCCACGCGCUUGGCUGUGGGUUCCGGCAGCAGCUGGGAAAUGGAUCCCGAGCCCCGGAAGGUGAGCGGUGCCUCCAAACAAACCCUGGCCGUGGUGCAGCGUGCCAGGGCCAGCCCAGGAGGCAAAGGGCAGCUCGGAGCGACGGCCACCGAUACCGUGAAGGAAUCCGAGCGGCUGGAGCGCCCUUCCGGAGACAGAUUAAUGUGUUGCCCUGUGCUGACCCUGCUGCGGCAGGAAGGCUCCUGGGGGCGAAGCUGCUGUUUGCUUACUACUGUUGUACAGAGAGAAAUGACGUUUGUGCUGGAGAGUACUCCCAUUAAAAGAAAGAGUUUGGUUUU
Colius striatus (speckled mousebird) is the source of this 1806-nucleotide messenger RNA. RefSeq names its product transmembrane serine protease 4 (gene TMPRSS4). NCBI's taxonomy places the organism in Eukaryota, Metazoa, Chordata, Aves, Coliiformes, Coliidae. The coding region runs from base 112 to 1419 and encodes 435 amino acids. The transcript has 13 exons. Gene Ontology annotation, molecular function: serine-type endopeptidase activity; protein binding. The record is from RefSeq and is a predicted model, not a curated record. Gene Ontology annotation, biological process: proteolysis. Gene Ontology annotation, cellular component: membrane.